Messenger RNA from Microsporum canis CBS 113480, 1464 nucleotides. Its product is annotated as DUF89 domain-containing protein. The transcript has 6 exons. Gene Ontology annotation, biological process: DNA damage response. The record is from RefSeq and is a predicted model, not a curated record. Bases 1 to 1464 code for a protein of 487 amino acids. NCBI's taxonomy places the organism in Eukaryota, Fungi, Ascomycota, Eurotiomycetes, Onygenales, Arthrodermataceae. Gene Ontology annotation, cellular component: cytoplasm; nucleus. Gene Ontology annotation, molecular function: phosphatase activity.
AUGCCGAACAUCACAGCUUCUAAGAUGGAAUUCGAUACUAAAACCCCCCCCGUCUGCACUUCAGACAAGAAGACGUUCGCCUAUAUAUCUGCCUUGGAACGAUGGCCCAUUAUCCUAACGGGCGCUAUCGACGACCUUCACCGUUCCGUCAUCAAGUCUACUGAUGUAGAGAAACAGAAAGAUGGGAAGGAUAUACUGCGUGACUUGGCGGGGUUGAAGUAUGAACUUCAACAUGGCAGGAAGCUAACCCCUCUACCCGACGAUGGAGAGCCAGAUAUUGCAAUUUAUAAUAAGGAACUUGAAGAUCGCGGCAAUAUCUCGUGGUUUGAUGCUCCGUGGCUAUUUGCAGAAUGUUAUCUAUACAGACGAAUGAGUGUAUACUUCACCCUUUCAGAAUACUGGAAGGAAUAUGACGUCUUUGCGCAGCAAAAAAUGUCAACCUUUAGAUCCUCUCGUCCGGCAGUGCUUGAAUUGGCGACUCGAUACAAGGAUUUGUCCCAGGACCUUCAACAGAUACACUCCAAGAGAGAUGAUAUGUCACCUGAAAAGCAGCAAGAAGCUGAUAAAAUGUUAUUCAUGGAGAUGUGUGAAAUUUGUUUGUGGGGAAAUGCCACGGACCUCUCUCUCCUGACAUCCCUUACAUAUGAGGAUAUCCAGAAGCUUCAAGGCGCGGAAGCCCGAAAAAAAGCCGAAGCCAAUGUCUUGGUGAACGACCUUCCAGCUGCAUUCGAAAUACUAAACAAGGCCCGCAUGGAACGAAAGAACGAAGAGCGCCGUGUAGACAUUGUCCUAGACAACGCAGGAUUCGAACUCUUCGUAGACCUCAUCUUAGCCGGCUAUCUCCUCUCCUCCGGUCUAGCUACAUGCGUUGUCUUGCACCCCAAGUCCAUCCCAUGGUUUGUGUCUGAUGUUUUGCCACGAGAUUUUGGAGACCUCAUUGCUCUCCUUUCCGAUCCACAGACCUUCUUCACUGACUCUGAGGGGGCGGAUGAUAAGAAACCAGAACCCCUUACAGAAAAGGAAGUAGAUAAGCUGAAGUACCUAUUUGAGCAGUGGGGAAAUUUCCACGCUGAGGGGCAGCUGAUUAUAAGACCGAAUCGAUUCUGGACAACAGGCUCAAGUUAUUGGAGGUUACCACAUGAAGCUCCCAGUCUCUAUGAGGACCUAAAGGAGAGUGAGCUGGUCAUCUUCAAGGGAGAUCUGAACUAUCGAAAGUUGACGGGAGAUGCCCAUUGGGACCCAACUACUCCAUUUAACACAGCAAUUGGGCCUCUUGGGCCAGGCUCGGGAGUUAGAGUCCUCGCUCUCCGUACUUGCAAGGCCGAUGUUGUCGUUGGCUUGGACAAGGGCGAGGACGAGCGUCUGCGUAAUAUGCCGGAUGGAGGAGGUGACUCUGGUUCGCGGAAAUGGGCAUGGAGUGGGAAAUGGGCCGUGGUUUCACUUUGUGAUGGAAAGAGAAAGUAA